Messenger RNA from Diospyros lotus (date-plum), 783 nucleotides. Its product is annotated as protein GLUTAMINE DUMPER 3. Gene Ontology annotation, biological process: regulation of amino acid export. Bases 101 to 580 code for a protein of 159 amino acids. The record is from RefSeq and is a predicted model, not a curated record. The transcript has a single exon. Lineage: Eukaryota; Viridiplantae; Streptophyta; Magnoliopsida; Ericales; Ebenaceae.
CAUUCGCUUCUCAUCUCAAUCCACUCUCCUCUCCCCGUCUCUCUCUCUAAGCCAAAACAACGUUCUAUAUUCCAACAGAGCAGUCGCCUUUUUAAUCAAGAUGAUGACUGCGGUGAAUUCCAAUUCCCACCCACCAACGGCGUCGCCGCCGGUGCCACGGUCGCCUUGGCACUCGCCGGUGCCGUACCUCUUCGGGGGGCUGGCCGCUAUGCUCGGCCUCAUCGCCUUCGCCCUCCUCAUCCUCGCCUGCUCCUACUGGCGCCUCUCCGGCUUCCUCGAUGGCGACUCCUCCUCUUCCUCCGCAGAACGCGACGUCGAGCUCGGCGAAGCUGGUUCCGAUGUCAAGCCAAUAACGCCCCCGGUUUUCGAAGAGAAGAUUCUGGUCAUAAUGGCCGGCCAAGAGAAGCCAACGUUCUUGGCCACGCCCAUUUCGAGUCGAGCCUCUUCCUUCGCAAGUAACAGCUCCGGCGGCGGUGAAAUGGCCGGGAAAGACGAGGCUCCACCGGAGAAACCAAAGCUGGGGAGCGGUGAUCAAGAACAAGCUCGGGGUAUGGAGAAUCAGAUCAGGUGCCGUGAUUAGUUUUUUUUUUUUACCUCUUUCCUAAUUUCAUGAUUGGGAUUUUGGCCUUCACGGCCGUGGGGCGUUGGUGUUCGAUUCAUCGUAGAAGAUUUUUCUUUUUUUUUUUCUUCUUCUUAUUUUCACCUUUUCUCUCUUUAUUUCUGAAUUCCGGAAAUGUAAAUAUUAUUUUUGAGAACGAAAUGGAAAGAGUUUCUUCGUCACAA